AUGGGUGCAACAUCGCUUGCUGGUUUGAUUUUGUAUAUCAGACCCGCGGCGAUUGUGGACCUUUCGACUGGUCGUAAUGAUGUGAUGGAUAAUGUAAGCAAAUGGGGCGAUGGCCGUGAGCUAAUUAUGGAACUGGACGACAACGAAUUGACUCUCAUAGAUCCAGACACUAUGACAGUAGUGCAUUCCGAGAAAAUUCCCCAAAUUCGUGUUUGGGGUGUAGGAAGAGACAACGGA
Molecule: messenger RNA, 237 nt
Organism: Strongylus vulgaris
Lineage: Eukaryota; Metazoa; Nematoda; Chromadorea; Rhabditida; Strongylidae
Source: the annotation of a GenBank genome assembly